Molecule: messenger RNA, 1182 nt
Organism: Prosopis cineraria
Lineage: Eukaryota; Viridiplantae; Streptophyta; Magnoliopsida; Fabales; Fabaceae
Product: protein trichome berefringence-like 7
Cellular component (GO): Golgi apparatus
Molecular function (GO): O-acetyltransferase activity
Source: RefSeq, a predicted model, not a curated record
AUGACUAAUAGCCUCAAAGUAAAUCGAUUCGGAUGGGUCUCGCGGUGGUUUCAAAUGCUUGUGAUUAUUGGGUCCGUGUUUUCGUUCUUCGUAGACAUUGGCGGUGGAUACAUCGACGUCCUUCCUAGCCUUAGACAAUCAUUUUUUUCGAAGGCAAGGUCCUUUAACCAUGACGGUGACGGAUCACAGGAAAAUUGUGACGUUUUGAACGGAAGUUGGGUCAGGGUCCAGGUUCCGGCUUACCCCUUGUAUAAUGCCACAGGGUGUCCUUUCGUAGAACAAGGAUUCAAUUGCUUAGCUAAUGGACGGAACGACGAUGAUUAUCUUCACAGGAGGUGGAACCCAAGUGAUUGUGAUGUUCCAUUGUUUGACGUUCGUAGUAUUUUGGAGAUGUUUCGAAGCAAAAGAAUUGUUUUUGUCGGUGAUUCAAUGAGUAGAACACAGUGGGAAUCACUGAUUUGCAUGUUGAUGGCUGGAGUAGAGGAUAAAAAGAGCGUUUAUGAAGUUAAUCAAAAUAAGAUAACAAAGCGUAUUAGAUUUUUAGAAGUUCGGUUCACUUCCUUCAACUUCACCGUUGAAUUCUUUCUCUCAGUUUUCUUGGUGCAACAGGGUCCCGGUCCAGAAAAUGCUCCGGGGAUGGUCAAAUCAACUAAAUUGGACAUAAUAGAUGAUACUAGUGAUCAGUGGAUAACUUCAGAUUCUCUGAUAUUCAACUCGGGGCAAUGGUGGGUGCCGUCAAAGCUUUUUGAGAAGGGUUGCUAUUUCCAGGUUGGAAGCUCACUGAAACUUGGAAUGUCAAUUCCUGCUGCCUUUAGAUUGGCACUUGACACUUGGUCAUCAUGGGUUGACAGAAAUAUCAACAAACACAGAACACGCGUCUUCUUUAGGACUUUUGAGCCAUCACGUUAUCAUAAACAUAGGACUUGCAAUGUGACCCAAUAUCCCGCUCUUGAGACUGAUGGAAAGGACAAGAGCUUGUUUUCAGACAUAGUUUUGGACGUGUUAAAGAAUGUCACAGUUCUCAUAAAUGUUCUCCAUGUUACUUUUAUGUCGGCUUUCCGGAGUGAUGCACAUGUGGGUAACUGGAGUGACAACCUGUUCCCUGAUUGUAGCCAUUGGUGCCUACCUGGCGUACCUGAUAUAUGGAAUGAAAUUGUCCUCUCCCAACUCUUUACUUGUUAG